CGAUAACAACCAAGGGCGUAGCCCGAGGCUAAUACUAGUACACUUUUCCCAUGUAACAUAUAGGGUCGGUAUGAAGAUAUCAAGUGUAAAAUGUUUGAAAUACACACAAUGUAUAUCCCCAGAACAAAUACAUUUUUAACAAAACUGCAUAUUUAUUAAUAUUUGGUUUUUAGCACUCAAGAAAAUUGUAUUAUGAAAUAAAAUGAAUAUAAAAGGGACUUGUCAACUUUAAAAUGCAUUUCACAGCCAGCUCUGACACGUCAGGCUAUUUAUAACACGUUACCAGAUUAACAAAGGGUGACGGACUUAAUAUCGAUCUCUUAACGCAAACAAUACUUUGUUAAGUCUCGGGUAUAUUGGAAAUUAGAAAUAGUCAAUAUAAGACCAAUGUAAUGUACAUACGUAUAUAUUGAUCAGAUUAUAUUGGUUUUCAAUAGUGUGUUGGUGUACAUUCACUUUAAGUUAAAUCACUUCCAAGAUUUAGGAAUAUGUUUGAUAUUUUAUAAAAGACAUACAUUCACAGGAGACAAGAUGCCGUACGAAAGCAAAGGCUUCAAAGAUGACAUGAGAAGGUUAAAGCGGGCUGUCAUCGCCAUAGUUUCUGACGUGUGGUUUCUAAAUAGAGUCUCACAAUGUUGCUUCGUGGUUGGUCUCAGUGGCAUAGGUGGUGUUGGAGUUAUAUUUGCUAUACCGUACCUUUAUACGGAUUAUAGUGAAAAUGUGGUAUUCUAUGUACGAGCUUUUGGCUGUUUCCUGGCAUUACAAAUGAUCGUCAACUGGCUGUGCAUCAAAUUCGUGGGGACCAGUUACAACCCGUUCCGUGACGGCGUAAUUCCGGAUGGAAUUUCAAUGGGUGAGAAUAUCAGCCGUGUCAGAUACGCAGACGAGAAUCAAAACAAUGGUCUGACCAACAGUCGUGGAAGAAAGGACGCUACGACGGUUAAUUUAGGCACAGGAAGUACCGGAAGUCUUAUGUAUGUUGCUUCCGAGUUGCCGAAAUCCGCAGAGGAAGGACCUAAAAGAACUGCUUAUCCAUAUUUUUCAUGGACGCCGUGUCUGCGUUGUAACAGACCUCGUCCACCUAGAUGCCACCACUGUCCAAUGUGUAACACAUGUGUUCUGAAGCGUGACCAUCAUUGCUUUAUUGCAGGAGCGUGCGUAGGGUACAGAAAUCUGCGACAUUUCACAGUUUUUCUAUUCUGGGCGUCCGUGGCAACAACAUUUGCUACCCUGCACGCGCUACCCUACUAUUAUUACGAUGUGUUACCGUACACGAGUUACUUUGACUUCAUAUUUCCAAUAGCAAUAACACGUGCAAUGUUUGGAUAUAUAGACGUAAAAUUUGCCCUGUUUAUAGUGCUAGGAUGGAUUCUUUUAGGAUUUCUAUUUUGGUCAAUUUCUUUUCUUCAGGUUGUAGUGAACUUAAUAAAAGCGGGUAAAACAACAUUCGAAAAAGAAUAUAAAAUGGAAUUGACUGACACACGAGGAUUUCUGGGUAAAAUAAGAGCUGUAUACGGAAAUUACUGGAUAUUAAACUUCAUAGUGCCGCUACAUAAUGUGUUUGAACCAAUAGACGACCCAGUAAGGUGGCCGUACAUAAAAGCAUAAAACUGCAUUUAUGAAGUUUAUUAUGUUCGUUCAUAUAAAAAAGGAAUAUUUCAUUAAUGCAUUUUUUUUUCAUUUAACUGAACAUAAGACAAUAUCAGUUGACAUAAUUAUAUGUGAUUAUAUUAGAGAUUUUUUUACAUAUCAACUUCGAAACCUCAUUACUGUACCGGCGUGUAGUAAAAUGUUUCACAUGUACGUUAGCCGUAUAGGUACGCCCCUGAAUUGUAACUUUAGUUAAAACUUAAAGACACGCUUCAGGCUCAAGUUAUUUCAAAUGUGUUUCACAGACAACAAUGCGCUACAUACAUGUGUGUUCACAGGGAAGGCAAAUAGUGGACUUCAAAUUUAUUGUGAUUGAGUCAUCUUAACCGCAAGUUAUGGCAAGUUACACAUGUAGACUAUUUUACUGCUCACAAUACCAGUAUAAACUUUCAAUGACAAUCAAACUACAUUUUUAAUGCA
This is a messenger RNA of Mercenaria mercenaria, 2070 nucleotides long. RefSeq lists its product as uncharacterized. Gene Ontology annotation, cellular component: endoplasmic reticulum; Golgi apparatus. The coding region runs from base 532 to 1608 and encodes 358 amino acids. Gene Ontology annotation, molecular function: protein-cysteine S-palmitoyltransferase activity. The record is from RefSeq and is a predicted model, not a curated record. NCBI's taxonomy places the organism in Eukaryota, Metazoa, Mollusca, Bivalvia, Venerida, Veneridae. The transcript is spliced from 2 exons. Gene Ontology annotation, biological process: peptidyl-L-cysteine S-palmitoylation; protein targeting to membrane.